CACCGAACCAUCGAACCACCACCUAUUCGACAAGAAUCCAUCAAGCAAAGUCCAACAUGAAGCUCUUAACUCCAGAACAGGAAAGAGAGCACUACUCCAACGUCCUCAAAGGCGGCUGGGGAGGUCUAAUCGGCGGAACAGCACUCAGCACAGGCAUUCUCUGGACCCUAGGACGAAGAUUCCCAGCCAUUCGCCAUCUCAACCCUUCCUUCCACGCCUUUCUGGUAACCGGCACCGGAGGUUUCGCAGCAAUCAUCUACGCAGACCGCUACUCGCGCAACUACGAAGCAACACACAACCCCGACAGUGCAUACACUUCCUCUCAAAUCCUCCUCAAGAAACAAUUGCAAACUGCAAAACCACUAUCUCAACGUGUCUCAGAAUGGGGUCUGCAAAACCGCUAUCGCAUUGUGCUGAGCUCAUGGGUUGUAUCUAUGGCAGUCGCUCUGGCCUUGAUCAACCGCAAACCUUUCCUCAGUCGAGCUCAGAAGCUCGUGCAGGCUAGAGUGUUUGCCCAGGGUUCCACGCUUGCAGUCGUGAUCGCCAGUUUGGCAUUUGAAGGGGCCGAGGAUGUUAUGAAUGAAAACGCCGGCGAGGUGCUUGAUAGUGUGGACAGAGUGAGAAGGGACAGGUAUCCUGGCCAGAACAGGUGGAUGGAUAUGGUUGCAGCUGGUGAGCAACGCAUCAAGGAGCAAGAACAGGUGACCAUGUAGCACAAGAAACACACUAUUUGACUUCGAUUUUUCUAAAGGCAGAUAAUCUUGAUAACAGAGGAAUAUAAAUCUCAGCUGCCU
This is a messenger RNA of Aureobasidium pullulans EXF-150, 794 nucleotides long. RefSeq lists its product as uncharacterized. Bases 57 to 713 code for a protein of 218 amino acids. NCBI's taxonomy places the organism in Eukaryota, Fungi, Ascomycota, Dothideomycetes, Dothideales, Saccotheciaceae. The transcript is spliced from 4 exons. The record is from RefSeq and is a predicted model, not a curated record. Gene Ontology annotation, biological process: mitochondrial respiratory chain complex IV assembly. Gene Ontology annotation, cellular component: mitochondrial inner membrane.